AUGCUGGAGAUGGCGGAGGCGGAGCAUACGGCGCUGCUGCUAAAGUGCUACACCAAGCUGAAGGACUUCUCCACCUUGGAGGAGUUCCUGAGAACGACGCCCCCCUCACAGUACGACCACGCAACGGCCAUUGAGGUCUUGGAGUCGGCAUCUUACUACGACCUGGCGGCAGAGGUGGCGCAGAAGGUUGGCCGCUACGAUGACUACGUCCGCAUUUCUUUGGAGCAGUUCAAGAACUGCAGCGCCACGGUGGAGUUCCUCCGUUCCUUGCCCCGGGCAGAGGCCGGGCGCAUCCUGCUGCGGCGGCGGGCGCUCAUGCGUCAUGCGCCCAAGGAGACCAUCGCCCUGGUGAGGCACUUGUGUGAGCUGGACAGCCAGGCCUCGCCGACGGAGCAAGGUCCAGCCAUCGACGAGCUGCUGCCGGUCUUUGUUGAUGACCUGCCGCAGCUGGAGGUGUUUUUGCGCUCCGUGCUGCUGGAUGAUGGCUGCCAGCUUCCCCACUCAAAGGCGGAGCGGCUCUUUCCCACGCUGCUGGAGCUACUGGUGAAGUCACACAGUGAGCUGGUGUCUGGAGAAGGCGCUGCCAGCGACCAGCAAGAGGCCGCCAGCAGCAUCGCUGCCGACAUCAUGCGGCUCAUUCGACAGUAUCCCAGCGACGCCGCCUUGGCCAACACCCUCAUGGUGUGCCAAACCCAUGGCUUUGUGGACGGCUUCUUCUACGCGGCCGAGAAGCUUCACCGGCAUCAGUUGCUGAUGCAGUGGUGCUUUGAACACAAGGAUGCAGGGCGCCUGCUGGACGUGUGCAAGCGCUGCGGGCCGGCGGACCAGAGUCUUUGGGUGCAGGCCUUGUCCUUCCUGGCCUCGCCAGAAAGCGGCGAGGGCCACCUGGAGGAGAUGCAAGAGGUGCUGCGCCACAUUGAGGACAGCGAUCUGAUGCCGCUGCUGCUGGUCAUCGAAACGCUGCGCAACAGCGAGGAGGUGACGAUCGGUGACGUGCGGCCCUACCUCCAGGCACAGUAUCGGCGACUGGUGGACUCUGUCGAAGUCUCCCGGGGCAAGUCCACCCAGGACCGGCAGGAGAUCGCUCGCAUGCAGCAGGAGAUUGUGCAGCUGCGUACGCAGGCCAAGGAAUUUCAGAACACGAGGUGCUUCCAGUGUGGCCUCACGCUGGAGGUGCCUGCGGUGCACUUCUUCUGCGGUCACUCGUACCACUCCUUCUGCACACCAACGGACGGCACCUGCCCCAAGUGCUCCUCCGGCGCUUUGCCGAAGCUGUCCUUGAAGGAGCAGCGAGAAGCGCAGGCAAGGAACGCUGAGGACUUCUUCAAGUACCUCCAGGGCGGUGGUGAUCGGGUGCAAGCCAUGGGCGAGUGGUGCAAGUUCGGCGCCUUUGAUGCGGACAACCUGGCGGAUAUGGAUGAGGACGACUGA
Messenger RNA from Effrenium voratum, 1431 nucleotides. NCBI's taxonomy places the organism in Eukaryota, Dinophyceae, Suessiales, Symbiodiniaceae. The record is from the annotation of a GenBank genome assembly.